AACGCACAGCAGACAGCACGAUGGCCGAAAGAGUCCACCCCCGCGGUUCACCACCAUCCUCCGAUGAACGUCCGUCUCCAAAACCUGCACCGACUAUGGAGGAUAAGCCUAUUCCACAACCCGGAACUUACGUCAUCCAAAUCCCCAAGGACCAAGUCUACCGCGUCCCUCCUCCGGAGAACGCCCGCCGUUACGCUCAUCUUUCCAAACGUAAGUCCAGCCGCGGCACCUGUUUCCGCUGCUGUUGCUGCUUCUUGACCACGAUCCUCUCUCUCCUCCUCGCCGCCGCCAUUGCUGCCGCCGUGAUCUAUUUCGUUUUCAAGCCCGAAGCUCCGAACUACUCCGUUGAUAACGUGGCCAUCAAGGGAUUCAACCUGACAUCACCGUCUCCGCUCAAUCCAGAAUUCGACGUCACCGUCCGAGCACACAAUCCCAACGACAAAAUCGGCAUUUACUACGAGAAAGGCAGCUCCGUUAAAAUCUACUACGAAGGCGUUAACCUCUGUAACGGCGCCUUGCCGGCUUUUUACCAGCCGACCAAUAACGUAACAUUGUUCAAAACUGCAUUAAAAGGCUCCCGUAUCGAACUAACCAACGCCACGCUUAGGUCCCUUUCCAAUGGUCAGAAGCAGGGAACGGUGCCGUUUACUUUGAAGCUGAGGGCGCCGGUUAAGAUUAAAGUUGAAUCCAUUAAGACAUGGAAAAUUACUGUUAAAGUGACGUGCAAGUUAACGGUCGACAAGUUAACGGCGGCGUCCAAGAUUGUAUCAAAGGAUUGUGAUUAUGGAGUUGAUCUUUGGUAAUGUUUGGAUUAUAGUUGGGUGUUUGAUUUCAGGGAUAA
Messenger RNA from Hibiscus syriacus, 841 nucleotides. RefSeq names its product NDR1/HIN1-like protein 13. The transcript has a single exon. Gene Ontology annotation, cellular component: plasma membrane. The record is from RefSeq and is a predicted model, not a curated record. The coding region runs from base 21 to 803 and encodes 260 amino acids. Lineage: Eukaryota; Viridiplantae; Streptophyta; Magnoliopsida; Malvales; Malvaceae.